Molecule: messenger RNA, 1383 nt
Organism: Cuscuta campestris
Lineage: Eukaryota; Viridiplantae; Streptophyta; Magnoliopsida; Solanales; Convolvulaceae
Source: the annotation of a GenBank genome assembly
GCUGCUGAACUUUCAAAAUAUAAAAAAACGAAGAAGACCAAGGGAAAAAAUGGCUACUCGGCCUGGAUUAGGUAAUGCAGCAGAGCUAUCAUCGUCUUUGUGGAGUCCACUAGGGUUUCUUCAGAAGAACACUCCAUCUCCAUUCAUCUCCGGACAACGCAUUUCGCCUGGCCCGCGGGGAAGGAGCUUCUCUGUACGACACUGUUUGUGCGCUCGCAGUUCCUAUCAUCCCCCCUCCGCCUCCGCCUCCGCCAAGAUUAAGGUCCUCGGUGUGGGCGGCGGCGGCAACAAUGCCGUUAAUCGCAUGAUCAAUAGCGGCUUGCAGGGUGUUGAUUUUUAUGCCAUUAACACCGAUGCUCAAGCGCUACUGCUUUCUGCUGCAGAGAACCCAAUUCAAAUUGGAGAGCUUCUGACUCGUGGUUUGGGCACAGGUAGUAAUCCUCUUUUGGGGGAACAAGCAGCAGAGGAAUCAAAGGAAACCAUUGCAAAUGCACUGAAGAGUUCAGACAUGGUGUUUGUAACAGCAGGAAUGGGUGGGGGUACAGGCUCCGGUGCUGCUCCAGUUGUUGCACAAAUAUCAAAAGAAGCUGGUUAUCUUACUGUUGGGGUGGUUACCUAUCCUUUCAGCUUUGAAGGUCGCAACAGAGCAUUACAGGCUAUGGAAGCUAUCGAGAGGCUUAAAAGAAACGUUGAUACUCUUAUAGUGAUCCCUAAUGAUCGUUUGUUGGACAUUGCUGAUGAGCAGACUUCCCUUCAGGAUGCUUUUUGUCUUGCCGACGAUGUACUACGCCAAGGUGUCCAAGGAAUUUCUGAUUUAAUCACAAUACCCGGGCUUGUAAAUGUUGAUUUUGCAGAUGUGAAGGCAGUAAUGAAAGAUUCGGGAACAGCAAUGCUUGGAGUGGGAGUCUCGUCUAGCAAGAACCGUGCAGAAGAGGCUGCAGAACAGGCAACUCAUUCUCCUUUGAUUGGGUCCUCUAUCCAAUCUGCUACUGGAGUAGUAUAUAACAUCACCGGAGGAAAAGAUAUUACGUUGCAAGAAGUGAAUAGGGUCUCUCAGGUUGUGACCAGUCUUGCUGAUCCUUCUGCUAACAUUAUUUUUGGAGCUGUUGUGGAUGAGCGCUACACAGGGAAAAUCCAUGUGACUAUAAUAGCCACGGGGUUCCCACAGUCAUUCCAGAAGGCUCUUCUGUCCGAUCCCCGGGGGGCUGCAAAGGGCAGAGAGAGUGUAGCUUCGUCAACCACAGCCCCUUCUACUGUCAGGUGGCCUCAUCGCGGAAAUCGCCUCUUUUGACCUCUUUUUUUCUUUUUGAAGGUUUUUCUUCCCCUUUAUACAUUUUCUGCCUGAGGCAUAUUCAUAUGUCAUUCAUGCAAUUGUAAGAUAUA